This is a messenger RNA of Ruditapes philippinarum (Manila clam), 2282 nucleotides long. RefSeq lists its product as uncharacterized. The record is from RefSeq and is a predicted model, not a curated record. NCBI's taxonomy places the organism in Eukaryota, Metazoa, Mollusca, Bivalvia, Venerida, Veneridae. The coding region runs from base 90 to 1397 and encodes 435 amino acids. The transcript has 2 exons.
GUAAAGUCUUUCUAUGAAUCAAAAGAGAAUAUGUCGUUUAAAACUGUGAAUGUAUAUAUCUUUUGUUAUAUUAUUAACCAAACAUUGAAAUGAGCUUUACAAGAAAACGCUGGUGUACAAGGAUUUUGCGAAUAUUUGUAGUUCUAACCAUUUGUUACUUCUGUUAUCACGCAUUGUUUAAAUGUAAUUGGACACCGUUUCCGGAACAAUUAGCGCGAAAUCAAACAUGGCAGCCAGUAAACCAAGCGAGGACCGCAUAUGUGUUUUCAGCAUAUUUGGACGACGAAAGGCAUGUAGUGAUUAUUAUUGGAGCUAUGACUAAAGAUCGUGUUCCAUAUAUAUGUCAGUUAUGGACCUUUGGCGAGGAUGGUGUAUCGCUCAAAAAGGACAUAAGUUACCCAAGAGCUCAUAUUCCUCCUGAACACCACGAUAAAAGGUAUGCAAUGACCUUAUUUGAAUGUCCGUACAGAUCGGCCAAAUAUCCCGCGUACGUGUCUUUGAUUUCAAAUUCGUGUGAAACGCCAUUAAAUCUCAUACACAUCGAAGAAACAAAAGUGUCUAGAGAUUAUAAAAUGACUUUUACUGUUUGUCUUUCACCACUGAACUUUCAUUACAGAAGAGCUUAUGAACUAGUUGAGUGGAUAGAACUGAAUAGAAUUUUGGGCGCUGAAAAGUUCAUUAUUUAUAAUCAUAGUUCUGCAUCAAAUGUUAAAGAUGUUCUUGAAUAUUACUCAAAACAAGGAUACGUUGAGGUAAUACAAUGGCAGUUACCAAUUCCAGUUGACAUAUUUCCUGUUUCCAAAACUCAAGCCGAAAUUCACUAUUUUGGACAAGUAGCUGCCCUUAAUGAUUGUCUGUAUAGGAGUAAACGCCAUUCUGAAUUCAUCGUUAACAUAGAUUUAGACGAAAUAAUUGUUCCACAUAGUAACACUUCUGUUAAUUGGCAAACCAUGAUCAAUGAAAUUGCCAUUGAAAAUGCAAAGGUAUUUGUUUUCAAAAAUACGCAUUUUAGGAAAGAUUGGCGAAACUAUGAAUAUUCUGAAAACAAAUUCAGGACAAAUAUAAUACAAAAAGCUAAACAAUUUAAGUUAACAACAUUACAAACAUACAGACGUGAGAGAAACAUCGACAUCAAAGGGGUUAGAUCAAAAUAUAUCGUUCGUACAAAUGGUAUACAUUAUCUGAUGGUACAUUUUGUCUUGGAUUUACCAUCGGCAGUGGAUGUAACGGUUUCAGAAGACAUUGGUCUUUUACACCACUACAAGAACUUUGGACAUUAUAUAGAGCAGAACAAUAGUAAAACGGACUAUACAGUUCUAGAUAAGUAUGGAGAAGUACUUAUUCAGAAUGUUGAGCGAGUCUGGAACGAAUUAUCGGAUGUUAAUAUGGUCGUGUAGAUAGACCAGAAAUGUAGAUAACAGAGACAAGCAGCUCCUAUAUACUCCUUUGAAAUAUCACUCAUGCCUAACAAAAAAGUGAAAAAAUAGGCAUUUUGUAGCAAAUAAAACUUAAUGGAUGUAUAUUUGAUCCUUUUAUAUAAUACACCAUUUGAAAGUUAAAUCCUUUAUCUGUUGCUGCAUGUUAAAAUAUUGGUAACUUUCUAUGCCUUUCACUUAGAAAAACAUAGUAGAACAUAACCACUGAGCCAGUUUUUCGUCAUAUGAAUAGUUUUGUAACAAAAAUUAAUGAAUAGUUCUCUUUAAAAAUUGAUGUUUCAUUUAUUUAAAUGGGAACUGUAAAUGUUUUUACCUGCAGCCAUAGACAAAUGCAUAAGCUUUCAGAAAAUGUAUUAUUUUACUGACUUUGAUAUCUAAUUCGUAAGUUUUAUUUGCUACAAGUUUUAAGUUUAGCAAGCAUGCAUGCAUGCUAUCUGAACUGGCUAGGAAGUUGCCUAUCUAUGUCUCUGGAUAGACUUAAGAAAACAAAGCCUACAGUUUACGAAAUUAUUACAUGAAUUUCUAAAACAGUAUUCUUUAAUAAUACCUAUAUGAAAGAUAUAUGUUUGAUAUAGUUUCUAAAGAGUUGAUUUCUUGUAUGGGGAUGGGGAUUACGUUGCACCAGCACUGUAAUUGUCACAUGGCGACUUUUCAUAUAUCCGUAUAUUAUUUUAUACAUGUACACGAAUUUGCACUCCAUCUAUAUAUUUUUCUACAGAAGAAUACUAAAAACCCAUGAUGCAUUUCUUAUUAAUAUUCACAUUAGGGCAAGCUUUUAAGUUAUUUCAAUAUCCUUAUUAACCAUUGUUUAACGUAAAUAAAGAAUUUCAAUGUAUACAUUAUGAU